CUUCCCCGUUUGGGUCCUUCCUUGGCCCUUCACCGCUCACCUCUUCUUUUGCUGCCGUUUUCUUUCUACGCACGCACAUCUACCGUCUCAAAUUUCUUUCUGUCUCUCUGAUCAGCCAUCGUCGACGACGUCUCAGGUUCCGGGAGCAAUGGCUGGAGGAGGAAGAAAGAAAAGGCCUGUCAAGGCAAAAAGGAAACCGACAGGGAAGGACUCGUUGUCUUCUUCUCUACUCUUCAAUUCUCCUCUGCCCAAUUCUCGUCCAGGAAGAAGCCCUUUUGGGUCUGCUGCGGCUGCCUCGGGAUCGGGGAAUUCUGAUCGAGCGAAACCUUCUGCUUCGAAGAUCGGAUGUCGAAAGCCUACUCGGAAUGCCUUCAGAUACGACUAUUCCUCCGUUGAUCCUCAGGAGAAUUUGCAUUCAGAAUAUUGCGGUGACAGCAAGAGCAAAGAUGCUGAGUUGGAUGAGUUACAUCCCAUUGUUUUAGUUGAUUCCAAACAAAACCCAAUUGUUGCUUUUGUAGAUGCAUUAGCAUCUAAAGAACCUAUUAAUGUGGACAUUGCUUAUGAUUACCGUUCGAAUUUGGGGUUAGAUGACAGUUCUCACAAAGGAUUGGGAUUUUGUGAUGAAGAUAAUAUCUCGUACAAAGGUUUGGGAUUUUGUGACAAAGAUUAUAGCACUCACGGAGGAUUGGGGUUUAAUGAUGAACUAAAAGCAACCCUCAGUUGUGCUGGAUCAUCAUCAAAGAAAAUGGAUGGGCGUGAAGUGCCUUCUUUUGAUUUUACACCCAGGGAUAAGGAAAUGCAUGUGCACGAGAGAAAUUCUGGGUUCUUAUCAAUUGGAGGCAUGAAAUUAUACACUGAAGAUAUUUCUGAUGAGGAAAGUGAUCAGGAGGAUGAUGGGACGUCCCCUGAUGAUGGAAGUGAUAACUCUGAAGACAUUGCAUGUAGUGAUUCAGACAUCGAUGAAGAGGUUGCAGAAGACUACUUAGAAGGAAUUGGCGGGAGCAAUGAAGUUUUAGAUGCCAAAUGGUUGGUGGGUAGAGUUUUGGAUGUCUCUUCUGAAGAUGAUGAUGACGACAAAGAUGACUCUUCUAGCAGUAGCUUUGAUGAGACUACAAAGAAGCUGGGUGGGAUGGCCCUGCAGGAGGCAUCUAGGGAAUAUGGUAUGAAGAAGCCAGAAUCAAGGAAGAAAUACUUUGCUAAGUCCUGUAAAGCUAGAGCUUCGACAAGUGAUUGGGCGAUGGCUAUGGAUGAUCUUGCUCUUGUAAAGGACCCAAGAAUUUUUUCUUCCAAAAAAAAGCUUGUUGCUCAGUUUCCUCAGUCUUGGCCCUAUGAGGCUCAGAAGAGUAAAAAUUUCAGGAAAUUUCCAGGUGCGAAAAAGAAGCAUCGCAAAGAAAUGAUUGCUUUGAAGCGUCGGGAGAGAAUGAGGCAUCGUGGUGUUGAUCUUGAGCAAAUAAAUUUGGUGCAACGGCUGGCAGCAAUCUACCGCUUGCGAAGUGGCUGCCAAGGAUCUGGUAAGAAAAGGUUUGUAAUAGUGAUGCGGACACAGUACACAUGUAUGCCAUCUUCAAUUGAUAAACUUCGCCUGGAAAAGCUGAUAGGGGCUUGUAACGAGGAUGAUGAUUUUGUUGUCAAUGAAGAUCCCAAUAUAAAACAUGCGAAUGGAGAUAAAAAUUGGAAGAAGCUUAUGAAAAGGAGUGGUAUGCGCGCACUAGAACACCACCGAGUUAGGUCGUCCAAGAACUCAGCCAAUCGUGAUGGAAGUAGUGAAGCAAACAGGAAGAAACAGAGCAGGAAGGAAGGCUCAUCUUAUGCUGAUAAGCCUGUGUCAUUUGUUUCAAGUGGCCUCAUGCAGCCUGAAAUGGUCGAGAUUGGAACUGUUGAUUCUGAAGAGAAAAAUGAUACUAAAAAUGAAAAUGCAGGAGGAGACAGUGCAUCAAAAUUGGGUGCCUUUGAGGUGCACACGAAGGGUUUUGGAUCAAAAAUGAUGGCUAAGAUGGGAUUUGUAGAAGGGGCAGGUUUGGGGAAGGAUGGUCAAGGUAUGGCUGAGCCUAUUGAGGUAAUUAAGCGGCCUAAAUCACUUGGGUUGGGAAUGAACUUUUCUGAAACUGGUAGCGAUUCAGAUAGGAAGGGUGGUCAAGGUGUGGUGGAACCUAUUGAAGCAAUUAAGCAACCUAAAUUGCUUGGAUCGGGGUCAAAAUUUUCUAGAACCAUCAGUGACUCAGAUUGGAAGGAACUUCAAAGAAUUGGAGCUUUUGAAAAGUACACCAAAGGGUUUGGAUCAAAGAUGAUGGCAAAGAUGGGUUUUAUUGAAGGCGCAGGCUUGGGUAAAGAUUCACAAGGGAUGGUCAACCCAUUAGUUGCUGUUAGGCGUCCAAAAUUGCAAGGGUUGGGCGCCAAAGGUUAGAUAUUUCCUCAUUUGUAAACAUGAACAUUUCUUGCAAUAAUUCAUUGAUAGCUGCACACAAUGCAUGUAAUGGUGUAGUUGCGCUCAUUAUUGAAUGCACGGGGGCUUAAAAGGCAUCCUUAAUCUCUUGAUUUGUAGUUUCAA
This is a messenger RNA of Malania oleifera, 2548 nucleotides long. RefSeq lists its product as uncharacterized. The record is from RefSeq and is a predicted model, not a curated record. Gene Ontology annotation, molecular function: nucleic acid binding. The transcript is spliced from 7 exons. Lineage: Eukaryota; Viridiplantae; Streptophyta; Magnoliopsida; Santalales; Ximeniaceae. Bases 149 to 2404 code for a protein of 751 amino acids.